GGUGGACGGGGGCUGGUGCUGCGCAGGUCUGUAGGGAGAGCAGACAGGAUUUGCAGAUGGUCAGGGUGGGAUGUAGGAGAAACAAGGAUUCAGGGACAGGGUGGCCCUAUGUGCCCUGAGCAGUGUUUGGUCCUGAAAGAACCAAACUGCUGUCACCGAGGAGGUGUGGAGUGAGAGGUUUGCAGCUGAGGCUGGCUUGGACGGUUGCUUUGGUGCAGCUUGGCAUCUGUAGGGAGGAGGGUGCCUUGUGCUUCUCCCUGACAGGACGUUUUGGGGGGCUUGGCACCCCCCGCACACACCUUUCCCCUCCUGCCCACCUCUCUCUUUUGGAGACAGGCCCUGCCCUGCCUAGCUGCCCACCUGUGGUGGGGCCUUCACGGGGUGUGCGAGGGGCCUGGCCCUCACCCUGUGCCGAGGAGGCCUUAGCCCUGCAACGUUGAGCCUCUGGGGCAGACACAGAAGAGGCUUCCCUCGAGUCCUUGCACUCUGGUCAGACUGCAGAUUCCAGGGCGACCCAGAGAUACAUUUGUGUGUGUUCUUCUCUUAAACACCUGAGAUCUGGAAAGAUGCUUUCUUGCCCAAGGGCUUCAUGGGGUUCUGUGUGGUGUGUGUGUGUGUGUGUGGGUUCGCGGUGGCACCUGACGGCAGCGGGGCCUGCUCUCUGCAGCCUGUGUACUUCAGGCGUGGUGCAGCUCCACAUCAACAGCUGGCUGGAGGUGAGCUUCUGCCUGCCUCAUAAGAUCCACUACGCCGCUGCCAGCCUCAUUCCACCCGAGGCCAUCGAGCGCAGCCUGAAAGCCAUCCGCCCCUACCACGCUCUGCUGCUGCUCAGUGAUGAGAAGUCCCUGCUGGGCGAGCUCCCGCUCGACUGCUCCCCGGCCCUGGUGCGUGUCAUCAAGACCACAUCCGCCGUGAAGAACCUGCAGCAGCUGGCCCAGGAUGCAGACCUGGCCUUGCUGCAGGUUUUCCAGCUCGCGGCCCAUCUGGUGUACUGGGGUAAGGCCAUCAUCAUCUACCCGCUGUGUGAGAACAACGUCUACAUGCUUUCUCCCAACGCCAGCGUGUGUCUGUACUCCCCACUGGCCGAACAGUUCUCCCGUCAAUUUCCAGCUCACGACCUGCCCUCCGUCCUUGCGAAGUUCUCCUUGCCCGUCUCCUUGUCAGAAUUCAGGAACCCUCUCGCGCCCCCUGUGCAGGAGGUCAUGGCUCCUUGGUCCUCCCUGGAGGAGAGCAAGGCAGUGGUGGGGGACCAGCCUUCCUCCACUGCCCUGGGCCUCGUGCCGCCUGUCCUGCAGACCCAGCUCAUUCAGAUGGUGGUGUGGAUGUUGCAGCACAGACUCCUUGUCCAGCUGCACACCUACGUGUGCCUGAUGGCCUCGCCCAGUGAGGACGAGCCCCACCCUCGAGAGGACGAUGUCCCCCUCACCGCCAGGGUCAGCGGCCGCAGCCUCAGCACACCUAAUGCGCUCAGCUUUGGUUCCCCAACCAGCAGUGACGACAUGACCCUCACUAGCCCCAGCAUGGAUAACUCCAGCGCGGAGCUCCUCCCCAGUGGGGACUCACCACUCAACAAGAGGAUGACGGAGAACCUGCUGGCCAGCCUGUCCGAGCACGAGCGGGCAGCCAUCCUCAGCGUGCCUGCAGCCCAGAAUCCCGAGGACCUCCGCAUGUUUGCCAGGCUCCUGCACUACUUCCGUGGCCGCCACCACCUGGAGGAGAUCAUGUACAAUGAGAACACACGGCGCUCCCAGCUGCUCAUGCUCUUCGACAAGUUCCGCAGCGUGCUGGUCGUGACCACCCACGAGGACCCGGUCAUCGCCGUCUUCCAGGCACUGCUCCCCUGAGGCCAGGCAGGCCGCUGCCCUCCAUGUUCUUAUUCUCAUCCGGCCCUUGAAACAGCCUCAGUGUCCGAGCUCCCAGCCGGAGGGAGUGUCCAGGACUCAGGCCUGCGUGCUUCCCACACACAGAUUUGGGCCGUGCGUCUCUCAGACCCUCCUCCCAACCCUGGCCUCGUUCCCUGGCCCCCUCCACUGCUGCCUUCCACACGGUCACCCUGGGCGAUACUCAGAAACGUGUCUGAGGCCAAGAGCGGACGAGAGCCCGGCCCGGCCCCCGCUACAGCUUUCGUAUUCGCCACCAGGAGGCUCAUGACCAGGCUGUCACCUGGCCCCUCUUUGACACCUGCCUCACAAGGGCCUGGCCUGGUCCACAUCUUGGGGGUGAGUCUGCCCUGGUGCCCCCCACCCUCCCUCACACAGGCCUGAGGAACAGUGCGUCCAGCCUCCCGCACACCCAGGGCCUCCGAGUCCUGUCCUGGAGGGAGGACCGACGGCAAGCACACGUUGGCCACGAGGGCGGCUCUGGCGGAGAUACAAGCAAUACUGUUUUCUAGACAUGAAGCGUUUAUUUGGUUCUUAAACAAUUAAAAAGCCUUGUUGGAGCGGACCCUUGCUCAGGCCCGUGCGUUCUGCUCAGCUGCUCUGUCUACCACGCUGACCCAGGGGCUGCCCCGGACAUAAAAGCGCAGGGGCUUCUGGGCCCACUCUCCCGCACGGCCAACGCCCACUCGGGCUGCCGCCACCACGGCUGGCUCACUGGACCCCGGGGGGCUGCGCUCCAACCACAUAGCUUUGUCCGUGGCCAGGUCCCGCUGGUCGAAGCUCUUGUCAAUGGCCAGGGCCUGGCACAGCUUGGAGGGGCCGCUGCACAGCUCACGGUCUUUGAGGGCGCGGCCCGCGGCGCCCCUGCGGACGGUGCUGCGAAGCUGCCGCAUGGUCUCCAGGCCCCCCAGGGGCUCCAGCGCUCGCAGUAGGACACACGCCCCAUCCCCUGUGGGACACACAGACAGCCUAGAAAGCCGAGCCUCCGCAGGCUGUUCCCCUCCCUACCCCGGGGCACGUCCAGUGCUGCGGAGGUGCUGAGCACCCCUGCGCUCAGUCUCCACACGUCUGCUGCUUCCACCUUCUGCAGACUCGCACCUGCAAGGUGGGCUGUGCCCACGAGGCCCGAAUGCCUGACCACUAGCUAGGGAGAACCUAUUCUUUAAAAGAAGCGUGGUGGGUGCUGGUAGCCAGCCUCCUCCCCGGGUUCAUCUGGUUUGGUGGCUGGCAGCACCUGUGAGGCUGGCAAAGGAGAUCCCCGAGGGCCAGUCGUCUGUGAGCACGGUCACCCCACCAGGAAGCAGGAAGCCUCAGGCCUGGGCCAGAUUCUGAGCCGGCCCCAGGGUACCCCAUCUGCCUUACCCGCUCAGGUAAGCUGGAACCUUCCAAGCUGGAAGGUCGGCCCAGAACAGCUACCGGUGUGCUCACACUGCUGGGGGAGCCCUGCCCAGUGACGCAGGGGGAGACCAUGCGGGAGGAGAUGCCGGCACACAGCCCCUCACUCCCCUGGGAUUCCUUCUAGCCCUGGCCCUUUGCGUAUCAGUCCAAGCUGCUUCAAGUUUGUUUUCAGUCAUGUCUGCACCCAACAUGGGGCUCAGACUCACAACCCUUGAGAUCGAGAGUCACACGCUGCACCACCUGAGCUAGACGGGCGCCCCAGUCCAAGCUACUUUUAGAGACCAGAGACCGCAGAUGGACACUCUGGGCCCCAGGGCUCACGCAGGAAGAAGCAUCUGCCCCAAUUCCCUCAGUCCUGCAUGGCUGGAGACAGUGAGGACCCUGGCCACGAGAACUCUGAGCCUCCAGCAAGACUGCUCCCCUGACCAGGCCACCCCCCGCCACCCCACCAGGGGGUCUGAGAGGCUCGGGUGGCCAGGCCAGUUUCUGCUCUUGGACCUUGGCCACAAAGGUCUCCCCACUGGCAUCUGGGAGCCCCGAGGGGACACAGCAGCCAGGCCCUCUCAAGUAGCCAGCAGCUGACCAGAUGCCCCUUAACCAGCCUGUUCUCCAAGGACCUCAAGAUACACUCGGGGUACACAAAGCCUUGGAAGUUAGUUCCUGUGCCUCUGUGAUUCCUGGGCUCCUCUCAGCCCGCCAGCCUCAGGGCUCCCUGGGGGUGCCACACAUGUCCCUCACUGUCCCGCAGAGCCCCUGCACCUGGGAUGGAGUGGCCUCCUCCUCCAUCCCCACACCCCUACCCUGGAAUGCAUCUGAGUCCCUCAUCCUGAUGAAAACACGACACCCUAACAUCUUCCUGCCAAGUCUCCCCGUCCUUACCUGCUGGUCCUCCGUCUAUACCACCUGCCCUCCGGGUUGGUUCUGUGCCACCCCCACCCUGAGGGCAGGCAGGCAAUGACCAUGUCCUUGGCCUCCCCUCCCCUUCACUCUGCCCAGAUGACCCUUGGCCUUGACUGCACCUGUGUGGUUUCCUGCCCCCGCACUGACUUGACCUGGAUGGUCACAUGGCCAUAAAGUAAUGCACCACCUCCAAUGUCUGCCCUGUCCACUGUAUCUCCCCCCACAACCCCAAAAUCCUGGGCUUCUCCCCUUCCUUGUUGACCACAGCCCUGGGCAAUGCUAGACUCUUGAGUUCAGUCCCACUUCACAAGAGGGAGUUGGUUCUCUUGCCAAAGUAAAGACAACCAAAGUAAGCUCCCCAGAAUGACAAGAGGACCCUACCAUCCUCUGAUGUCCAGUCACUCAGCUUCACUCAACACCUGCUUUGUUUUGGGCACAGGAUCAGUCGCGGGUCUCCUGUAGGCCCUUUAGCCCCUGUGGCUCUGACACUGGACGUGUCCAGCUGUCUCCUCGCUGCAGUCACAACUCCCAGGUCGUUGGAGUCAUUCAACAAAUGUGUGUGACACACAAUAUACCAGACCCCAAGCUUCUUACUGGUCUCCUCGAGCAUUUGCUCCUCUUGGGAUGGGCAGUGGGGAGAUUCAACAGACACCCACAGGCUGGGACUGGCUGGCCAGAAUGGGCCAGGCGGACCUGCUCCUGGUCAGCAGUGCCGCUUGCAGGACAGUGCUGUGGGCUCUUCUUUCUGAGCACAGAGCUUCCGGAAAACAGCCACCCGCUCACAGUGCCCCAGAGCAGGUCUCACAGGGUGAGCAGGUUCUCCUGGGAGCUCUAGACCAGCAUCUCUCUGCUCGGCACUACUGACAUUUGGGGCCAGAGGAUUCUGUGUGGUGGGGGCCGGUCAGCAGCAUGCCUGGCCUCCACCUGCUAGACGCCAGUAGCACGUCACCAGCUGGGAUGACCACACAUCUCUGGACAUUGCCUAAUGGUACCCCCCCCAGGUGGCAAAAUCAUCCCCGGCGGAGAAUGACUGAUUCAGACCCCAUAACUGACCACCUGGCGAGGCUCUGGCUUGAGCCCAACUCAACCCAAACUGAUCUCACCCUCGUUUCCCCACAACCAGCCCCUCCCAGGUCCACCCUGGGUCAUAGGAGACACCACCUUUGAUCCCUGUGACCAUCGGUGUCCUUGCGGAACCAGUCAGCUCUGUGUUCAGGUCAACCCAUGACCUCUAUCCAGUGGGGGCCCUGGUGCCCUGACAGUGUAGCCAGCGUUCCUGAAAAUCUAGCUUAGCAAUGACACCUCUUUGCUUAGACACCUGCCCCGGCCUGGUCCUCCCAGGGAUCUCCCAGCCGCCAACUGAAGGGACCAUGCCCAAGGCCUCCUGUCGCCCCAGCGCCCCAGCACUGCUCACCUUGGCUGGAGACAUUCAUGCAGAAGUACAUGCCAUAGAUGAUGUACACAUACAGUGUUCCUGGCUUCAUGAACAUGCCACGGUUGCGGGAGGUCUGCCGGCCACCCCUAGAGUGGGCAGCUUCAUCCUCUGGCCCCAAGUAUGCCUCCGUCUCCACAAUGCGGCCGCGGAGCUCUGUGCCGUCAUCAAGUCGUCGAACCAGGACCUGUGGGCAGUCCGUCUGCUCAGAGCAGGGAGGGGCCGGGGUACACCCAACUGUGACAGCCCACAGCCUGGGCGUCAUCUCCCCAGUUCAGGGUGCACCAGGGCGCCCAGGUCCAGCCAGGCCCCCCACUCUCCCCUCUGUCCUGUCACCCACCCCGGGAACACAGGCCCUGCUAAGUAUCCUGUCCACGGGUGGCAGCUGUCUCAACCUCCGGCCAGGGCCAGGCUGGAAAGCCAGCACUAGUCAAGUCACACACUUCAAGUCUUCUUGGCGGGGCCCUCCAUCUCCCUGCCUCUUCCUCCCCAAGUCCCCUUGGACUUAAAUGCUGAGCCUGGGGCAGGGCAGCAUGGAGGGCACAGGGCGCCAGUGCUGUCCCCACACAGCUGCCCAGGACGCCUUCCACCUGGACUGACCACAAAGGACCGUCCUCCUCAGCUCCCACGCACCUGGCUCUGAAAGGCCCGAGCAGCAGGACCAGCUGCCCUGCAGUGGCCCCGGCCUGGACCAUGGCCCCGGGUGUAGCCAGCGCCACCAAGAGCGGGUCAGUGCAGGCAGCCCGCCAGGGAGAGGAGCCAGCUGCAGGUGGCCCAGACAGCACCCCGGGCAGGGGUGAGGCCCAAGGGGACAGAAGGGCCAGCUGAGGACAGGGCAGGGGCUCUCAGGUCAGCAGGGCACCUUGGAGAGCAGUCCAGGCCACAGGGGACCAGGGCGGGCCUGUGGAGCGCUGAGUGUGCCAGUGAACUGCAUCUUCCUCGGCCCGAAGCCUUUCCGCCUAUUCCUUGGCUACGUGACAGUACCUGUCCCAGAAAUGCCCGUGCCAGGGGGACAGCGGGCUGGUCGAAAAACUCAGAUCCCAGCUGUGCAGAGUGGCUUUUUGGGCUUGAGAAGUAGAUGCUGCGCUGGGGGCUCAGGGCUGCAGGUGGCCCCAAGCAGGGCUCCAGAGGGGCAAGCAUCUGGGCUCUGUCUGGUGGACUCGGAUGCCGUUCUGCCUCCAACAGCCGCUGCUUUUUUUGCCCCAUUCUGCGGGAAAGCUGUAAUGUGAACAGACAAAAUAAAUCUUCUGAAUAGGUUUUGCGGUGAAGUCA
This is a messenger RNA of Leptonychotes weddellii (Weddell seal), 6882 nucleotides long. Lineage: Eukaryota; Metazoa; Chordata; Mammalia; Carnivora; Phocidae. The record is from RefSeq and is a predicted model, not a curated record.